Molecule: messenger RNA, 726 nt
Organism: Strongyloides ratti
Lineage: Eukaryota; Metazoa; Nematoda; Chromadorea; Rhabditida; Strongyloididae
Product: Uridine 5'-monophosphate synthase
Exons: 4
Coding region: 1-726 (241 amino acids)
Biological process (GO): pyrimidine nucleobase biosynthetic process; UMP biosynthetic process
Molecular function (GO): orotidine-5'-phosphate decarboxylase activity; orotate phosphoribosyltransferase activity
Source: RefSeq, a predicted model, not a curated record
AUGAUCUUUAUACUUUUAAAUUUUGAUUUAUCUUUUUAUCAUUUUAAAGUCGAUUUUUAUCUGUUUGUAAUACUUUCUAUAAAAAAAAAAGUAAAUAGAAUGGAAACUACGAGAAAAAAUCUUUUGGAUGCUUUAUUAGCCUGUGAUGUUGUUAAAUUUGGAGAAUAUUAUUUAAAAUCAGGUCAAAAAAGUUCAAUUUACAUUGAUUUAAGAGGUCUUAUAUCAUCUCCAAAAAUACUUUCACUUGCUGCUGAAGCAUUAUGUAGGCAAAUUAAAGAAUCAAAUUUACAAUUUGAUUAUGUUGUUGGUGUACCAUAUGCAGCAUUACCUUUAGCUACUUUAGUAUGUGAUAGAUUAGAAAAACCAAUGUUAAUGAGAAGAAAGCAGGCAAAAAGUUAUGGAACUAAAAAAUUAAUUGAAGGUGAAUAUAAAAUUGGAGGAAAAUGUUUAAUUGUUGAAGAUGUUGUUGUUGCUGGUGAAAGUAUUGCAGAUACGGUUGAUGUUUUAAAAAAUGAAGGCCUUGAAUGCUCCAGUGCUAUAACUGUUUUAGAUAGGAUGCAAGGUGGAGCUGAAAAUUUAGAAAAAAUUAAUGUUCAUUUAACAUCUGUUUUGACACUUGAAUAUCUACUUGAUUACAUGAUUUCCAAAGAUUUAAUUGAUCAUUCUAAGAAAAAACAUAUCUUUGAUGAGUUAGCUGAACCAUUUGUUCCUUCAAAUUCACAUUAG